UGGCAACGAUCACGUGGUGUCCGCGGAGGCCGCGCAGGCGCAGUGGGGGUGCGCUCGGUCUCCGCGGUGACGGGAGAGGAGCUGUGUCGAGGAGAAUGGCGUCGGGCGGUGUUGGGCUGUCGUUCCUGCUGGUCGCCUUGACCUGCCUGGGCGCCAUCGGCCAGGGGCUGGCCGACAAGCGGCUGAAGAUGCAGUACGUCACCGGGCCGGUGCUGCGCUUCCAGAUUUGUAUCUCCUGAGGAUACAGAAGGGUGUUUGAGGAGUAUACGCGGGUUAUAAGCCAGCGAUAUCCUGACAUCCGUAUUGAAGGAGAAAAUUACCUUCCACAACCUAUCUACAGACACGUAGCAUCCUUUCUAUCAGUCUUCAAGCUGGUCUUAAUAGGACUAAUUAUAGUUGGUAGAGACCCCUUUCCUAGUUUGGGCAUGGAAGCACCUAGCAUCUGGCACUGGAGUCAGCAGAACAAGAUCUAUGCAUGCAUGAUGGUGUUCUUCCUUAGUAACAUGAUUGAAAAUCAAUGCAUGUCUACUGGUGCAUUUGAGAUUACAUUAAAUGAUGUUCCAGUAUGGUCUAAACUAGAAUCUGGCCAUCUUCCAUCCAUGCAGCAACUUGUGCAGAUUCUCGACAAUGAAAUGAAGCUCAAUGUACACAUGGAUUCAAUCCCACUUCAUCGAUCUUAGCUAAAUCUCAAGCAUUGGCAAGGCUUUUCUGUAUUUGAGAGGACAUUUUCUGAGACUGGUAAACUGAUGACUAUGAAGGACUGCACUGAAAGCAGCAGUGACUGUAUGUGCAGACUGGAUGUUCCCCACAUCAGGCCUACUGAACCUUUGAAAACCUCCUCUUAAAAAUGGAAAGGACUUCAAUGCUCAGAUACAUUGAUCAUGUUCACCUUGUAGUGUACUGCACAUAUAUCAGAUUGUAAUAUGAACAUAGUUUCUUUUUUAUAUGUAAUUUAAUAUGACUUUGUGGAGGCAUUUAAUGAAAUGAUACAAGUGACAAAUAA
Pristis pectinata (smalltooth sawfish) is the source of this 1003-nucleotide messenger RNA. RefSeq names its product thioredoxin reductase-like selenoprotein T. Gene Ontology annotation, cellular component: endoplasmic reticulum membrane. Gene Ontology annotation, molecular function: thioredoxin-disulfide reductase (NADPH) activity. NCBI's taxonomy places the organism in Eukaryota, Metazoa, Chordata, Chondrichthyes, Rhinopristiformes, Pristidae. Gene Ontology annotation, biological process: cell redox homeostasis. The transcript is spliced from 6 exons. The record is from RefSeq and is a predicted model, not a curated record.